AUGGAAUCGAGGGUGCACGCCGCCAUGCUGCUGUCGGCAAUCGGCCUCUCGGCCGGUGCGCACUCGGAGCGACGACGGCCGAGCGCUGAUCGCGAGGAUGGCUUGAGACUCGAAUUUGACUUCUCCACCGAGAUCGUCAACAACAUGGCCGGCUUCCCUGGAAGCGACGCCGUCGCUGGCUGCUCAAGUGAUUCGGCGUUUGGGAUCGGAUCGGAUCGUUGCGGCAUUGGCAUACUCUCCGAACCAUUCGACAACUACAAGUACCCAGACGGCACCGAAAAAUACCCAGACGCGCCAGGCAGCUGGCCAGAGUGGUCGAGCAUUACGGGGCCUUUCAUCUACACAAAUGGCGCAAGCAAUGAGUUCUACAUCGACCUCAACAACUGCGACUGCAUCGACUUUGACUCGCCGCCCGAGAAGAAGGUGGUCCGCUACGAAAAUGUCGGCGAGCUGGCCAUACCUGGGCAAUCGCCUGCAAAAGGCUUGCUCGACACGAGCAACGCGUGCAACAAGGUGCCGAAUCCCGACCAAGCUAACCACCCAGACGAGACCAUAAGGUACCACAGGAACAAGUUCCGGCAGACCGUCAACUCCGCCUGGGUCGCGGGUGUGUCCAACAACGGCAACCCGUUCGAGUACAUCGAGUGCACCCCAGGCGAGAAGUACAAUGCGUCGGGCAUCUACAACGAGUCGUCGGGGACCUCGGACCGGCUGGACCCCGAUGCCGCGCCCAACAACGACGGCACCACGCCCGAGAGUGAGCUCUGGUACAUGCCCUUCCGCUGGACGAUGCCGAAGUUCGCCUGCUUCCAGUACAAGAACACGUCGAACUUCUACCUCAUGUACACCGUCGGGCCAGGAGUCAACGGCUACGACUCGGGCCGGAACUUCCUCUUCGCCACCUACACCCGUAGAGUGUUGUAUCACCCGCCGCCGCCGUCGCCGCCGCCGCCGCCGCCGCCGCCGCCGUCGCCACCGCCGCCGUCGCCACCGCCGCCGUCGCCGCCGCCGCCCAGUCCGCCGCCCUCGCCUCCGGCGCCGUCGCCGCCGCCGCCGUCGCCGCCGCCGCCUUCACCUCCGCCACCCACGCCGCCGCCGCCCUCGCUUCUGCCGUCGCCACCGCCGCCGUCGCCACCGCCGCCGCCGUCGCCUCCGCCUUCACCUCCGCCACCCACGCCGCCGCCGCCCUCCACCUCAUCGGCGCCGUCGCCGCCUCCGCCGUCGCCUCCGCCGUCGCCGCCGCCGUCGCCGCCGCCGCCGCCGUCGCCUCCAUCGACUCCGCCAACACCGCCACCGCCGCCAAGCUCGACAUCCCUCGUCCCGGCGGUGCUCCCCUUCGGGGUCAACAAGAUUUUCGUUCGCAUGAAGUCGGGCGGCGGCGGCGAGGGUGGAGGCGAGGGCGGAGGCGAGGGCGGAGGCGAGGGCGGAGGUGGCGAGGGCGGAGGUGGCGAGGGCGGCGGCGGCGAGGGCGGCUGCAGCGGCUGCGGCGGGGAGGGAGGGUGCGAGGGCGGCGGUGGCGAGGGCGGCGGUGAGGGCGGCGGCGGUGCUGGUGGCGGCGGCGGCGGCGUGGUGACGGGAGGCGAGGUCGAGCUCGGCGGCAUGCCGGAAGGCGGCGCAGGCGAGGGCGGAGGGGAGGGCGUAGGCGAGGGCGGAGGUAGCGAGGGCGGCUGCAGCGGCGGCGGCGGCGAGGGCGGCUGCAGCGGCGGCGGCGGGGAGGGAGGGUGCGAGGGCGGCGGUGGCGAGGGCGGCGGCGAGGGCGGCGGCGGUGCUGGUGGCGGCGGCGGCGGCGGGGUGACGGGAGGCGAGGGCGAGAGCGGCGGCAUGCCGGAAGGCGGCGGAGGCGAGGGCGGAGGCGAGGGCGGAGGCGAGGGGGGAGGCAAGGGCGGAGGGGAGGGCGGCGGCGGCGAGGGCGGCGGCAGCGGCGGUAGCGGGGAGGGAGGGUGCAAUGGCGGCGGUGGCGAUGGCGGCGGUGAGCGCGGCGGCAGUGCAGGUGGUGGUGGCGGCGGCGGGGUGACGGGAGGCGAGUGCGAGAACGGCGGUAUGCCGGAAGGCGGCGGCGGCAAGGGCGGAGGCGUGGGCGGAGGCUGCGAGGGCGGAGGGGCGGGCGGCGGCGGCGAGGGCGUCUGCAGCGGCGGCGGCGGGGAGGGAAGCACGUCGGACGGCCAGAAGUCGUGGCACGUUGCGGCGCCGCUUACCCAGCCCCCGAAUAUCUCCUCGUCGUGGCAAAAGCGUUUGUCUGGGGUGGGCUCAAGCACGAGGCAAGGCUCCAGAGGCAGCGGCGGUGAGGGCGGCGGCAGUGGUGGUGGCGGCGGCGGGGUGGCGGGAGGCGAGGGCGAGAGCGGCGGCAUGCCGGAAGGCGGCGGCGGCGAGGGUGGAGGGGAGGGCGGAGGCGAGGGCGGAGGCGAGGGCGGAGGCGAGGGCGGAUGCGAGGGCGGCGGCGGCGAGGGCGAAGGGGCGGGCGGCGGCGACGAGGGCGGCUGCAGCGGCGGCGGCGGGGAGGGAGGGUGCGAGGGCGGCGGUGGCGAGGGCGGCAGCAAGAUCGGCGGCAGUGCAGGUGGUGGCGGCGGCGGCGGGGUGACGGGAGGCGAGGGCGAGAGCGGCGGCAUGCCGGAAGGCGGCGGCGGCGAGGGUGGAGGGGAGGGCGGAGGCGAGGGCGGAGGCGAGGGCGGAGGCGAGGGCGGAUGCGAGGGCGGCGGCGGCGAGGGCGAAGGGGCGGGCGGCGGCGACGAGGGCGGCUGCAGCGGCGGCGGCGGGGAGGGAGGGUGCGAGGGCGGCGGUGGCGAGGGCGGCAGCAAGAUCGGCGGCAGUGCAGGUGGUGGCGGCGCCGGCGGGGUGACGGGAGGACUCCAGUCGACUG
Messenger RNA from Emiliania huxleyi CCMP1516, 2857 nucleotides. RefSeq lists its product as hypothetical. The transcript has 7 exons. The record is from RefSeq and is a predicted model, not a curated record. Lineage: Eukaryota; Haptophyta; Isochrysidales; Noelaerhabdaceae. The annotation marks the transcript as partial.